Molecule: messenger RNA, 2532 nt
Organism: Danaus chrysippus (African queen)
Lineage: Eukaryota; Metazoa; Arthropoda; Insecta; Lepidoptera; Nymphalidae
Source: the annotation of a GenBank genome assembly
AUGCGUCGUAAAAGUGAUCGCACCGCUACUAAGAAGACAAAACCUUCGCCGGAAAAAAAAGAAAAAAUACAAAAAGUAGAGGUUGUAGAGUCGCCAAAAGAACUCCCUCCAAAAUCUGUAAAAGAGGAUAGUCCUGAAGAAUCCCAAGAGCAGGUUUGGCAUGUUAAGGCUACCGAAACUUCGGGUGAUGUUGGUGAAAUAAAAAAGUUGAAAAUAUGUCUUGCUCGUCCUUCGUCCACUCCAGAAAGAGUGGAUAGGUCACCAAGAAGUAAAAGGAAGCAUUCUCGGGCCACGAGUUCCAGUGAUACUCCAAGUGUUGAGAGUGAAGAUAAAAAAAAGUCGAAACAUCGUUCCAGACGAGGCGCAGCCGAGGCAAAAGAUAUAACUUCAGACAAAAACCAAGACAGUCAAGGUGAUGAAGCAGAAGUUGAAGCGCCACUUGUAGUUCCAACAGUAUCAGAGUCUUCAGCAGUUUGUAAGGAGUCAAUGAGUGUCGAAAUUAUUGUUGAUGAAACUCCUAUGUCAACGACCAAUGAGGAUGAAAAAGUUGAGACAACAAUUUCAGAAACUGUUACUCAAAACGAACCUAAAGAUAUUGAGACAUCAAAACUGGAUGUACCGGUUAAGUCAUCUGAUGCUGAUACAACAGUGCUAUCACCUAAACCACAGGUAGAUAAUGACAAUGUGGAAAAAGAAAUAUCUGGAAUUGAUGAAAAGCGUUUACCUGAAGAGAAAAGCAGUUCUAUUGAUGAAGACGUUAAAGAAACACCUUCAAAAGAAGAGGUUUCUGAAAUAGGAAAAGUAUGUGAGAGUGAAGAGAAUGUUACACAUGAGAAGGAAAAGGAAAUGGAUAGUGAAGAACCUAUUGUAUCGUCUGAAGUUGAAACGGAAAAGGUUGAGGAGGUGGAAGAAAAUACUAAAGAAGAUAAAAGCCCUUCUGAAGAGAAAAUAUUAAAAGAACAAACACCAAACGAUUUAAAAGAAGAGGCAAAAUCUGUAUCUCCAAAAAAGAUUGAUAGUCCUGUAAGGAAACGCAGUUUGUCUACUGAGAAAUCUGAAAUUUUGGAAUUGCAUGCAGAGGAAAGUCGGUGUGAUUCAACAGAAAUGUGUUUGAAUGAAGCUCAGGAAAAUGAGUCACAAGACAAUCGGCUAAAAGAGGUUAAUGAUGUGGUAUCGAGUGAGGUAAGUAUUAAUGAAACUUCAACUGAAAUUUCAGAGAACACCACUUCUAUCAAGGAUGCUGUAAGUACUAAUGAACAUAAUGUUGUAGAGAGCUCUAAAAAAGUAGAAACUAUAAAGCAAUCAGCUGAUACUGCAGUUGAUAAUUCUCAUGAAAAAGCUGAUAUGGAUGCCGAAGUUGUUACAAAUUGUCCUGCGGCAGCCGCAACUAGUGAGCCAUCGAACACGGUCAGCCAUGACAUUCACAAUGGACAGGCUACACCAUCAGUAACAAGUCGGAAAAGACGGUGGGGAUCUCGUCCAAAUAGACUAACAACUCAGAAGUCUAUCACCAUUUCUACUGAUAUUCUUAAAGAAAUUAUACCCGAUGUGAAGCCAACGGAGUUUGACGAAGUUAUCGAAGAAACAAAACAUAAAAGAGUGGAAGUAUCAGAAAAAGUAGAGAGACCAGUAUUACCAAAAAUUGUUAUUGAUAAUACGGAAAUUGUUGAAAAUGCUAAAAAGGAUAACAGGGUGGAUGAAAGAGACAAAGAAAAUGUUAAAUCAAGAGACACAAAUCUGGCGACAUCAAGAAAAAUAUCCAUAGUGAAGGAAAAUGACAGUAUAAUUGCAAGGCCACCGAGCCCACCGAGGCAUAAACAGUCAAAUAUACUAUAUAUAACUAAUCUAGUGAGACCCUUCACAUUGCUCCAGCUAAAAAAUUUGUUACAAAGGACAGGGAGAAUAAUGGAAAACGGAUUUUGGAUCGAUAGAAUAAAAUCCAAAUGUUUUGUGAAAUAUGAAAAUGAAGACCAAGCCAUAGAAACUAGGCAUGCCUUGCACGGUGUAACAUGGCCUGUGUCGAAUCCAAAAACAUUACAUGUGGACUUCUCAACAGAGGAAGACUUUAAUAAGGCUCAAGAGAAUGUUGGAACAGAAAAUACACAAACUUCAACCAUUCCUGGCACGGUGGAAGAUUGGCUGAGGGAGCAAGAUAUGAAGAGGGAAAAGGGAGAUGUGCAAAAACCUUGGGAAAGGAAGGCGGCGAUGCGUGAAUGGGAUAUGGGCAAGAAUGACAAAGAUAAGGAAGUUUCAAGACCGGAGAAGACUGUCCGAGAGGAAAGACCUCUUGAGAAAAGAAGACAUCGGACACCAGAAAGAAGUCCUGAACCGGCAAGGAAAUUUAAGAAGAAGGAAGAGGAAGCACCAGCCAAAUUAUUAGACGAUUUGUUUAGAAAAACAAAAACCACACCCUGCAUCUAUUGGCUGCCACUGUCAGCUGAAACAAUAGCAGUGAAAGAGGAACAAAGGCGGCAGCACAUGGCCGAGCAUGAGAGACGGUUGCAGGAGCUGCGACGCAACCGCAGACACUAA